Sphenostylis stenocarpa is the source of this 495-nucleotide messenger RNA. The record is from the annotation of a GenBank genome assembly. Lineage: Eukaryota; Viridiplantae; Streptophyta; Magnoliopsida; Fabales; Fabaceae.
AUGGCCACUGUUGAGGUUGCACAACAAACUCCAACAACUGUGACAGAGAAUGAAACAAUCGAGGUAACCAAGACCGAGGAAACAACCCCAGAACAACCGACCACUAAAGUUCUUGCCUCAGAACCAGCCACCGAGGUUCCUGCCUCAGAAGCAGCCAGCGAAGAAACAAAGGAAGAAACCACCGAAGAAGCAAAAGAGGCAAAGACAGAAGCAGAAGCAGAAACCCCAGUUGUUCCAAAAACAGAAGUUGAGACUAAUGAGGCAACAGAAGUGCCAGAGGAAGUGAAGGGUGAGGUAGAGGUAGAGAAGUCAGCAGCAGAGAAAACGGAAGAAGAAGAAGAAGAAGAAGAAGAAGAAGAAGAAGUGAAAGAGGAGAGUAAUGAAACCGAAUCAGCAGCAGUGGAGGAAGAGAAGAAAGAGGAGAAGAAAGGAGGUGAGACAGUAGAGGAAGGCAACGCAGAAAAAGAAGUUUCUGUUGAGAAGAGUGAAGCAUAA